ACCUCUCCAAAACAGUUUCAUCAAAAAAUGAACAUAAGAAAUUUAUAAGGUAGUUUUUAAUGCAUGACUGGUGGAUCAGACUACAGUAGUUUUGGAUGUAUUUGUUUAUGCACAUUAUAUCUGUGUAUAUGUGAAAAAGGAUACAUUUUCACGACCUUCUUUAUUUAUUUAUAUUUUUUUCAUUUCUUUUUAUGUGGCACCAUAUUCAAAUAGUUUUUCUCGAAACUGUAUGAAAUUAAUGGGGAGUCACUAUUUUUAUCAAGUGGAAUUACCCCAUGAAUAAAACAAAAUACAUAACAUUGUAAAUCGAUACCAACAACACCAGCAACAACCGACUACAACCAGGGGCGGCGCUGCCACAACGGAUAUACUGACCGGAAAUACCGCAAACGGGCGGGAAGUUGAAAAUUUGAGAAUUUCAGAUUUAUAAAAAAAAUGCAUUUUUCAAGUUAAUUUAGGCUUAUAAAGGAGAGAUUCGUUUUAGGAUUAUAAUUUGCCAGGUUAAAUUCGAUCAACGACACAAGCAAACUUCGCUAGCUGUCAGGGGCAGUAGCUACUAGCUUGUUGUUAUUGUCUGUCAGAAUGGCGGACAGAAAUCUUGUGCAGGAGUUGAAGCGUUGGGCGACAGAGGAGUUCAAUCUGCCCCCGGACAGCCUGCCAAAUGACAGCUAUUUUAAAACGCUCUGUGUUGGGACGGGGAAGUCAAUAUGGAAAUAUGUCAUCCAACACGUUUUCCAACAGAGGAACGCGAAGAUCAUGCGUGGCAAUCUUCAGUGGUACAAAGUUCUUCAAGACAAAGAGGUGAAGCAGGCUGAGGACCAGAGUGAGGCUGCUAAGCAGAGAGAGCUACAGAGGAAGAUAGAGCAGCUGAGAGCUGAGAUCAGUCACCUGGACUCUCAGAUCAGUGGAACAGAGGAACAGUUGGCCACACAAGAGCAGUCUAUCAGUCGUACCUGGAGCCAGGUGGAGGAAAGCCAGCGCAGAGAGCUGCUUCUCCAGGCCUUCAGGCAGCGCUGCGUCUUGGGCUCCAAGAUGUUAUCUGACGAUACACAAAAGAUCAGGGGGCACUGCCAGGCACUGGAACAGAUGGCCAGGAAAGCAGAGGUAGAAGUUCUGUUCGAUGAUAAGUCUUCAAGCAGCAAUGAUGGUGACAACCUCAACUCCAAAACCACAACAGAGGCGCAGGUCCUGCGUGAAGUGAGAGAGCUGUGUGAAGCCAGGGUCCACUUCUAUCAGUCUUUACAAGAGAGUGAACUGAAAACGGCGCAAUCUGCAGCCAAACGUAUGACUCGUGAGCAGAGGACUGCCAUGUUUCACUACUGGUUGAGUGCUGUGGAGAACCUGUUGGGUGAUUAUCCUCCAAACCAUGUCCUCUCAGCAUUACAAUAUUUAGCUUCCAGAGAACAGAAGGAACUAGAGAACAAACUGGCUUCUGUGGAUGUGACCCACGACGUGACAGCUCUGCGGUUCCGCUAUGAAAGCAAUCACCUGCUGGACAUGUCAGCAGAAGAGGAUAAUGAGUUGCCACCGGUUAAGACCCUCUUACAGGCUGCCUGGGAAGAGGUGGAGCAGAGUUUGGUGGAACUGGCUCAGACUCGCUCCAGAGUCCAGCAGCUCAAAAACCAGCUGCUGGCCCGCAAGAAGGAGGCUCAGCAGGAGGUGUCUGGUAUUGCAGAUGAACUCCAUAACGACACCUUGGCACAGUCAGCCCUAGAGCUGGAACUCCAGUGUGUGAUGCAGGCAGCAGCCAGAGAUCACAUCAGAGACCGGUGUAUACAGCUGGACCAACAUGCCAGAAGCCGACAGGAGGCACUGAGAAACCUCCGCAGCCAGUGGCAGAACAUCCUGGACUUCAGGCAGCUAGUGGUUCUCAGGCAGGAGCAUAUCAGAGGUCUGAUUAAGGGGAACUCCACGGCCAAGACAGAGCUGAUCCAUCUACACAGACAGUUACAGGAAUUCAUCCAGGGUAAGUUGCUGCCACAGUUUGAAGAUGUCACCACUGCAGCAAACGGACUAAGGAACUCUAUUUCUAAGGAGGCCAGACAGUUUGGAGUGGUUUCGCUUCUCACUCUGGACCGCAGGACUGUUGAAGGAACUCAAAGGAUCCCUGCAUUGUGGUUGUCCAUCCAUCGCUUGCAGUCCUCAACCUUCAGCAGAAUGUGUCAGAGCCUGGCUUUCCCACUGUACAAGGCUCCAGAGGAGUUGUGUUUCCAGGCGCGUUCCCAGCAGCUUGAGUUACGUUUUCUCCGUCAGUUACUUCAACUUCAGUCUGCUGCUCUGCAGAAAAUACAGAAGGAAGCCAAAAUGCUGCAUGCAUCUGAUCAAAAAGCCUUGCUUUCCAGAGUCGUGGAGGAGGAUCGGAAGCUUCUAAAGUCUCUCGUCCCAAGAGUCAGAGGCCUCACUAAAUGUUGUGCUCAGGGCCUUUCUUAUGGGGACCAAGUCAAAACUGCCAUCUCUUACUGGUGGGAUCAACCAGUCCAGCAUGUCCUCCCUGAUGUCAAUAGAGGAGGACUGACUUUUCAGCAGUGGCUACAAAGAUGGAAACUAGCUGCCAACGCCUGUUAAGGGACACCUCAUAGUUUAAAAAUAUAAAGGAGAUCCCGCUCAGCACCUUUCAGUGGCAAAAUGUCCAUGAUAUAGUUAAGGAUGGAUUACCAACCCAGCAAAGUGGGCAACUGCCUGGGGGCCCCAGACCAUGAGGCCACUGUUUCAUCCAUUUUUACUGGUUUGGCAGUUUGAUUAGUUACAAAUGUGUUAUUUGCAUCACUAUUCCUUUAGUUCAUUAUUAGCUAAUUGUCAGGUCCUGUCUUGUGGUGGUGCCCUGGGAUAAAAAUUUGUUGUAACACAUUAAUUAUUUUAGUUUAUAUUGUCCUCAAGAGGACCACAUUCCCAAAUAAAGAUGUGUUUAAUCUAAUUAUCACAAACUGAGACUGUAAGUAUUUCAGCAUGGGAGAUUUGGUUGCACAGAUCUUAAUGGAGACAGCAAGGCACAUGCUCAGAGGGUGGUAGGUGGGGGUCAAUGGGGGCCCACAGCAAAGUUUUGCCUUGAGCCACCAUAACAGGCUAAUCUGGACAUAGCUGCAGUAAUUAACAAAUGCACAAAUACGCUGCAGUGUAAAGCAGAGCUGCAAUGAUUAGUUACUUGUUAAAUGUUUUGAUGAUUAAUUGUUUUAGUCAUUUUUCAAGCACAAAUACCAAACAUUUGUUGGUUCCAGCUUCUCAAGUAUGAACAUUUGCUGCUUUUCUUGGGCUUACACUCAAAUAAAUAGUGUAUUUUUUAGGACUUAGACUGUUGGUUGGACAAAACAAGAUAUUAGAUGAUGUCUCCAGCUGCUUUAGGACAUUUAUUACUUGUUUUUUGGUUUUAUUAUUUUCAAUUCAUUGAAAAUGAAAAUCAUUAAUUGCAGCACUACUGUGAAGCAGUAGUGGUUGUAACUAAACAACACUUUAUCUAAGAUGUUUAUUCUCAUCAUUACUCCUCUUGAUAUUUUACCAUAUGAAUGUCGUUUACUAAUAAAUAAUUUUAAAUCCAAGUA
Molecule: messenger RNA, 3536 nt
Organism: Seriola aureovittata
Lineage: Eukaryota; Metazoa; Chordata; Actinopteri; Carangiformes; Carangidae
Gene: haus5
Product: HAUS augmin-like complex, subunit 5
Exons: 19
Coding region: 583-2565 (660 amino acids)
Biological process (GO): centrosome cycle; spindle assembly
Cellular component (GO): centrosome; HAUS complex
Source: RefSeq, a predicted model, not a curated record